AUGGCGGUGGUCUCUACAGAAGUGAAGGCAUGGUGUAUCCAAGAAUUGUUGAAAAUUAGGGACGUCGACGACGAUUUGACGGGGUAUAUUUUGUCACUGAAUACUGCUAGUGAAUUAGAAUCAUAUUUGCGAAGUUUUCUAGAUCUCAAGAAUCGCGAACAUCAGCAAAUUCUGGUGGAAUUUUCCAAUGUAGUGAGGACGGAAACUACGAACACCUCAGAUGCUAGCGAUACUUUUUCUUACUCCCAAAAAUGUUCAGGUGAACUUGGUAAUGGGUUAAAUGAUCCACCUAUUUAUCCAGGAAUACAAACAAAGAAGAAAGCCCCUAAGUUUGUGCCACUGUAUGGGGUAGAGGGACAAUCGCGCACUUCGGUUCUCCUUCCCGGAAGACACCCAUGCGAGUGCUUGGCUCAGAAACACGAUCUGGUCAAUAACUGCACAGAUUGUGGACGGAUUGUCUGUAAACAGGAAGGCUCAGGGCCUUGCUUUUUCUGUGGAGCUUUGGUUUGCACUAAAGAAGAGCAAGAGAUACUGGCGCGGAAUUCAAAAAAGAGUCACAAACUCCACGAGAAACUACUGAAGCAAGGGAUAGAAAACGACUCACGUACAAAAUUAGGCGAAGGCCUACAAAGAGCAAUUGCUCAUAAGAACAGACUCAUAGAGUAUGACAAGAGUGGUGUCCGUCGUACCAAAGUGAUUGAUGAUGAGUGUGAUUACUUUGCUAGUGACACCAAUAAGUGGCUGUCUCAAGAGGAGAGGGAAGUUUUAAAGAAGAAAGAAAACGAAGUGCGGGAAAAGCGUUAUGGUUCACGCAGGCAGAUGAAGGUUACCCUUGACUUUGCAGGUCGAAAGGUUGUUGAUGAGAAUGAACCUGAGGUUGAUUUUGAUGCUGAUUCAUCCGUUCUUGCUUCAGGUUAUUAUAAUUUGGAUAAAAAUACCAAACCACCAAGAGUUGCUAAUCUUAAUUUUCCAAAUGUCUCUUCUUUAAAAUUUGUUUCCUCUGAGAAAGGAGGUAACAAAGUACCUAACUAUGAGGGUGUUUUGGAGAAAAAACAUGGUAAAGAAGUUUUACGUAUCCAGGAUAAGGAAUUCCAAGAGAUGAGUGAUACAGGUGCUUGCUUAAGUAUGCAUCAGCCUUGGGCAUCACUCCUUGUGUUGGGUAUCAAGAGAGUAGAAGGCCGCACAUGGUACAGUGCUCAUCGUGGACGUCUAUGGAUUGCAGCAGCUGCUAAGCAGCCAACUCAACAGGAAAUUGCAGCAGUGGAGAGUAUGUAUAAGACUCUGUAUGGGAAUGAAAAUGUUGUAUUCCCUGAGCAUUACCCUGUAUCAUGUCUACUUGGGUGCGUAGACCUCGUGGAAUGUCUUGCCCAAGAAGAUUACAAGGAAGAGUUCCCUGAGGGUGAGUCUGAAUCUCCUUAUGUCUUUAUCUGUGAGAAUCCUCAGCAACUGGCUUUAAAAUUUCCUGUUAAGGGACAGCAUAAAAUAUGGAAACUUGACCCUGCAAUCCACAAGGCAGCCAAGGGAGGCCUUAGAAAAUCAGCUUGA
Messenger RNA from Pocillopora meandrina, 1545 nucleotides. NCBI's taxonomy places the organism in Eukaryota, Metazoa, Cnidaria, Anthozoa, Scleractinia, Pocilloporidae. The record is from the annotation of a GenBank genome assembly.